Molecule: messenger RNA, 1327 nt
Organism: Drosophila suzukii
Lineage: Eukaryota; Metazoa; Arthropoda; Insecta; Diptera; Drosophilidae
Product: transcription factor Ouib
Biological process (GO): regulation of gene expression
Cellular component (GO): nucleus
Molecular function (GO): zinc ion binding
Source: RefSeq, a predicted model, not a curated record
UUUGACAACCCUGGGAAAAGUUCCAAGACAAGACGCUGUCCUGUUAUUUUCAGAAUUGCAACCAUACGGACGGCAAGGACGAGCAAAAUCAUGCCCGAGUACAUGCUGUGCAGGAUCUGCUUGACGGAGGACAUCAACUCGGAGGCGAUGGCGCCCCUGUUCGACGACGAGGAUGCCCAGUGCCGGGAGCUGGUGCGCAAGAUCGAGGAAGUGGGCAGCAUCAAGCUAGUGCCACUGCAGAACAUCCCGAGCAUGCUGUGCUACAGCUGCGUGGAGCGGCUGACCAGUGCCCACAAGUUCCGGGAGCUGUGCCAGGGCGAGCGAACGUUUGCCACCAAUGUGGUCAAGGCCGAGAUGAAGUCGGAGCCCACGGACGAGGUGGCACACAGUGCGGACCACAUCGAGUACAUCUAUGAGUCGGCCAACGACUUCAUCGACGGAGUGGAGGAGGACAUCGAGAUGGAGAACAUGAUGGAGGAGCGCCUGGAGGACGCCACUGUGGAUACGUCCGAGUCCUUCGAGAUUAACACUGUGGUGGACGACCUGGACGACAAGACCUGCUGUGCCAAUAGCACCGAUAGCGACUACCAGCCCAGCGAGCGCUGCCGCAAGCCCAAGGUGCGGAAGACGCGGAUGAGCAAACGCGGACGUGGACGACCCCGCGGCUCUGGCUCAGGCUCGGGACAUCGACGUAGCCUUAGCGGGGACCGAGCUGCUGUGCAAUCCAGCUGCAAUCCUCGCCCGAGGAGUCCUCCACAACAUCAUGUGCGAGAUUUGGGCAAUAUCUACUCCAAGCGGGCGGCCCUCAACAUCCAUAUGCGCCGUCACUUGGCCGACAAGCCAUUCGAAUGCGAAAUCUGCGGCAAAACCUUUGCGGGUCCAUCCGAGCUGAAUCGUCAUAGAGUGCACACGGGCGAGAAACCCUUUACGUGUAAAUUCUGCAACCGCUCGUUUGCGGACCGCAGCUCCAACAUUCGUCAUGAAAGAACCCACACAAACGAGCGACCCUUCACUUGUUCCACCUGCGGCAAGGCAUUUUCCUACUCCAAUGUGCUAAAGAACCACAUGCUCACCCAUACGGGCGAGAAACCUUUCCUUUGCCGCCCCUGUAACAAGACCUUCUCCCGCAAGCAUCAGCUGGAGCAGCACAUCGGCACGAUGACCCACCAACAGACCGUUAGGAACCACCAGAAAAUGAACCUAUGCGGCACUCAGAGAUCUACUAGUCUUAAAAUUUGCAAUUAACGUUUGCAUAGAUAAAUGUAUUUUUAAAUAUAGAGAUUGUAUAAUAAAGAGAGUACAAAUGGUCCGAGCCGGAUGUGAAAAA